Blastomyces dermatitidis ER-3 is the source of this 3237-nucleotide messenger RNA. Its product is annotated as WD domain-containing protein. The record is from RefSeq and is a predicted model, not a curated record. Gene Ontology annotation, cellular component: nucleus. NCBI's taxonomy places the organism in Eukaryota, Fungi, Ascomycota, Eurotiomycetes, Onygenales, Ajellomycetaceae. The coding region runs from base 542 to 2731 and encodes 729 amino acids. Gene Ontology annotation, molecular function: protein binding; protein-macromolecule adaptor activity. The transcript has 3 exons. Gene Ontology annotation, biological process: proteasome-mediated ubiquitin-dependent protein catabolic process.
ACCUGACUCAUCCGGGGCAUUACCCUUGCGCUUGACAGGAGCCAUCUUCAUGGCAGAACUGGGCAGGAACAAUUGACUGCUCACAGCUAGUUAUUGUUUGUUUCCCCCAUCAACUUACACACCGUCGAUGUGCAAAAAAAUCAAAAUUUCUCAUUUAGGCCAAGCGUCGGCUCGGCAUUAAGCACCGCCUACAGCCGCAGUGCAAACUGCCUCACCGCCUUCUAUUUCCAGUCUAGUGUAUUCACCUUAACUCUUCGCCUUGUGCACGGGCCAUGGUGACUAAGCACCGCGUCGCGGGAGCGCCAAGACCGACACGUGCACGCUCAGCCAUUAUUAUUACACUACAUUGUAUGGAAGUGUGUCGCGACGACGUGCAGGGCUGACGGAGCCUCAAUAUCAAAACCUUUUCUCGUGAGACGUGAAAAUUCCAACAACUCCUCCUCUUCCUGCGCCAGCUCCAGUCACCCUCCAGCCGCCUUUUACUAAUUAAUAUUGACUUCAAUGUGUUAGAUUUAUAUUCCUACACCAAUACAUCCGAGCUAUGGAAUCUGUUCCUGGGUCAUCCUCCUGCUCCCUAUAUGUCAGGUCUGACCCCCCCGAAGGAUCUUCUCAGGACACGAUUCCAUCUUCUCCUCCCAAGUUCAAUGCUCCACAGAUACCCUCAUCGCCUCCUCGAACAAAGACAAAAAAGCCGCCUCCCGUCACGCCUAGAUCAUUCAAACGGUUCUUUACCCCACGCUCUAUACUGGGGGCUCUCUCGAGCGGAGGGAAUGACCGCCCCAAUCGCCACAUAUUGAAAGACAUAUGCUCCCCAGCUUUGAAUCGCCUUGGGCCAGCAUUUGCUAGGAUAUCGGAUGGACCCCAAGAUAACUCGGCUAAAUCUCCUUCAACAUAUGAUGCCUUAUCAACUCCCCGCAAAAAAAGGAAACUGUCGUUCUCUUCAAGUCCCCCACUUCAAUCCUCUCCUUUGAGAAGAGUGCGAAUUGCGCCAUCUAUUCUUCACAAUGACAUAGACUCGAGUCCGAGUAGGCCAAAUCUUCAUGAGAUUGGGUUCGAAACUGAACCCCAAUUGGAGGUGCCUAAACCCAAACAACGUGCCCCGCCGCCCGCACCUCUGCGGCGGUCUCAUGUUCUUCAAACCUCUGGCCAGUUUUUUAUGCGCAGUCUUUCGGAUAAUAGAUCGAGGACGAUAACACAUAAAUAUAACUAUGGUAAUGCGUGGCGGGAUGAGGUUUCCGACUUUUAUAGCUUAGCUGAUGACCUUCAUCAAUGCUCUUACAGAGAUCAGAUGGGAGAACGUCUCACGCUACCAUUUUGCACCGUUUCUUGUCACACCAAUUCUCUGGUGGCGAUUGGGGACGAAGAAGGGGGUGUUCGGCUACUAGACUCAGCUAAGAACGAGAAACCUGGCUUCUCAAAGACAUAUCUGUCAUUUCAACCACAUACAAACUCCAUUAUGGAUCUAGAAUUCUCCUCGGACGACCUACUUCUAGCCACUGCAUCUGGUGACCAAACCUGCCGAAUAAUCGAUAUGCCCACCCAAACCCCAAUAUAUUGCCUGUCGAAACAUACUUCAUCUGUUAAACGCGUGCAAUUCCAGCCCGCUUCCAAUAACAACGUUGUUGCAACCUGUAGUCGUGACGGCAGUGUUAAUAUUUGGGAUCUACGAUACAAGGCCUUUGAAAGGCCAGCGAUGCAGCUACGCUGCUCUCUUGCAUCGGACAUAGACGACUCUGCAAGGGCUUCCAUUAAAAUGAAGUACCCCCAGGUAUCCAACAGUAUCUGGCCAGCGCAUGCGGAAAAGCCCAGAUCGAAAACUGGCUCGGAAGCAGAAGCCCUAGCUCGUCGAGAUGACAUAUCAGUUACGUCCAUAGCAUUCCUGCACCCCGGCCGUGAAAACCUUUUCGUAACGAGCAGCGAAUCAAACGCCUGUGUGAGACUGUGGGAUCUACGAACCACAUACUCUUUACGACGCAAAACACCUGUUCCCCUGGCCAUCACCAGGCAGCCGGAAAGCCACGAAAAAUACCGCCAAUUCGGGCUAACAUCGAUGGCCUUCAGCGGCGAUGGGAGUAGACUCUACACUCUAUGCCGAGAUGGCAGCGUUUACGCAUAUUCAACAUCCCACCUGACUCUAGGGAGCUGUCCGGAAAUGGUAUCAUCUAGCUCAGGCUUCAAACGCUUCCCAGGCGACGAAGCCAAACCAGGUCUAGGGCCUUUAUACGCCUUCCGCCAUCCACGCCUCCAAGUUGCCACGUUCUUUGUCAAACUCGCCGUCCGCCGAGCAGGAAAUGACAAGAGCGAAAUGCUCGCCGUCGGCAGCAGUGAUAACUGCGCCAUCCUCUUCCCCACUGAUGAACAAUAUCUCGCUUCUCCCUCCGCCACGUCCAUUGUCAACACCACACCCAACCAAACAUCUUCUCGGCCACAACGCCGCCACAACCUACGCAGAUCCCAUUCCAGCAGCACGGGCUUAUCGGGGCGUUUGGAAGAUACCAUCCCGAUAUACAAUCACGGUACCGCCCUAAUUGAAGGCCAUAGGAAGGAAGUAUCGGGCGUUUCCUGGACGCAUGGCGGCGAGCUUAUCACCGUUAGUGAUGACCUGCAUGCUCGAUGCUGGCGAGAGGGUCCUGCGGCGCGGGAACUAAGGGUUGUGGGGGACAGUGAAGGCAGAAGAUGGCAUUGUGGAUGGGCAGAUGUUAAGGACUCGGGAGAUGAUGAGGAUGAGUAGAGAAAGUGGAGGUCAUUGCUACAACUGCGGAUACUGCCUAUGUGCCUUGGGGAGUCGCUUUUGCCUUUCCGUUUUCAUAUUAUUUUAUUGCAAAGUUAUUAGAAGCUGUUUUGCUAGCCUGGAUGCCCUCCCUGUUGAUUUUUUGGUUGUUCAUCCUCAUUCUUCCCUACAUUUCCAAAAGGUGAAGGGAAAACAUAAGUUAAGCGUGCAUUAUCAUAACACACCACUUUUUAACAAGUUAAUUAUUCUCUACCCUAUAAAUUCAGUAGGGUCUUAUAUGUACCGUCAAAAUAAAGGACUUAGAUCUCAGAAGAUACGGAAAAUACGGGAGGAGAAUCCUUUGGCAGGACGGAAAAAAAUUAACUUCUAAACAAUCACGUUUAACGGCGUUAAGGUCUUUCUUUGUAAAGGCAUAAAACUUUUCUUUGCAUCCUUUUCUAAAAGUUAAUAAAAUGGACAAAACAAAUAGGAAAAGUUAUAUGGUAUCAACCCAGCAAAAAGUUUUC